Molecule: messenger RNA, 2636 nt
Organism: Mizuhopecten yessoensis (Yesso scallop)
Lineage: Eukaryota; Metazoa; Mollusca; Bivalvia; Pectinida; Pectinidae
Exons: 2
Coding region: 815-1579 (254 amino acids)
Source: RefSeq, a predicted model, not a curated record
GAUAGCUCAGUGUAAACUGCACUGGCCUUUCACCAAGACGGCCGGGGUUAGACUCGAUAAGACAUGAAAAGUGAUAGCUAUACCGAGGAACGGACCGUACUUUUAAAAAUUGCUGCCUUACAAUGAAUCCUAUGUUUUCUUUGGAUAAGCCUGUUUCGGAAUGGUUGCGUUGUAUGACAACGUUGUUUCCCAGCGGAUAAACCGCACAGUUGAUUAUCAAUUGAUAUACGAUUUAAAUUUCCCGGAGGCAAAUCAUCUGAAACCGAUAGCAACUCCGUGUGCAAUGCUCGGAUACAGCAAUGUACGAAGGACAUGAGAAAUAUCGGAGAUAAACCGACUGGAGACCUGAAGCGCACGUGAAGUCCUUCCAACACGUCACGUGUCACAGGAGGCGUGUGUUUCCGAUGCUGUUUGCGAUUUGCUGACAUUUUAUAUGAGCCUUCCAUUGGCUGAACGUUUUUUCCGGUUCGUUGUGAAAACUGAUACGAAACUUUCAUACUUCCCAGAAUUCAAGAUUUGUUAAAAAAAUCACUCAAGAAGCCCUAAACACUUAAUGGGUACGUACACUGUCAAAGCUGCUUUCAACCGUUAGGGAUCGCUGGUCUAAUUUGAUCGUGUAAUACUGUCCCCGUUGGAAAGUUUAUACAGGACAUAAUUGUGUCUUCUCGUCAACGCCAGAGGAUUGGAAUUGCAUGCUUUUGGUUUUGCAUUUUGAUAAUUCGACUACUGCUUAAUUAACUUAAGCUUUUGUUUUUGAAACUUAUUUCCAUUUGGAAAUGAUUGUGAUACCAAGCUAGUCUUAUUUUUUACCAAAAUGUCAGGAAAUAACUACGAUUUCGUUGGAAUAUCCUCAUCGCAAUUGCCGUAUGUUCACGGCAGUUUCCCCGCUGCGGCCGGUGGGCCAAAAUACUACACGAUGCGCAGUGUUUACCGAGGGCGGGACGCUGACCGGAAGCGGGACUUAAGCUUCCGGCAAAACCAGACAGUCGGACUGAAGACAGACAAUAAGGUCAUAGCCGACCUCAAAUUGUCUACUUUAGAAUUAGAACUAAAUAAUCUCCAAAAACGCAAAUCUAAGAAAGACACGUUAAAACCGAUAGUGAAUCCUUCUGGAAAUAUUAACAAACAAAAGGCCUAUUUGAAACUCAAGGGGAUUUACGUGAAUCAACUAUAUUCUGUCAACCGUGCCAGGAAGUCUCAAGAUGAAACCGGCAAUACGAAACCUAUCAAAACGGAAGAUGGACCAAAAUGGUCAAAAUCACGGAAGUUGUCGAUUUCAAGUCGUAAAUCAAAUGCAACGUUACCUAUCGUCAAUUUCAAACUGCCAUCCAUAAAUACGUCAUCGGAAAGGUUUUCGGAAACGCAAGGAUCUUACUCAGUAAGAUCGGAAGGCUCGAACUCGGAAUAUCGAAGCCGUCUACGGGAAAUGGACCGAGAAGCGUCUCCAAUUCCUGGAAUCAGCAAACCUAAACGAUCCCAUCGUGGCCGGAAGUUGGGAAACGUUGUAUCCUCUCAGAGAUUGCAGCAACUUUUGGACGGUGACGACAGUUUAGACCCUGGGGCAUUCUUCUUCUUUUGAUAGUGUUAAUGGUGUAAAAAUUCACAAUACCUGGGCAAAUGACGUCAUUCAUCAUUCGUUCUUCCGUUUUUCCAUGAUUGUGUGGAUUUAAAAAGUUAUUAUUUUAUGGGAAUCAAAUCAUCGUCAGUGUCUGUUACCAAAGAUAGUUAACAGAUGGACGUCUUUCUGAUCAUUAUUUGAAAACGCAAUCGGACCGAUGUCCCUAGUCCCAAUUUGCCGUCUUUGAUUUAUCCAAUCAAAAUGAGAUAUCUCGUCAUUUCAGUUUUCUGAAUACAUUUCUGAUUGUGCCAUCCUCCAUUUGUGACUUAAAUGAUGACACAGACCCGACUGCCACGUUCGAUUUUGCUUCGAUAGGCUUUAUGAGUUUUUUGAAUAUUUCGUAUAACUGUACUUUCAUUUUUGAAUGAUUUAUAUUUCGUUUUCCGUUAAUGUUACCGCGUUGCCAGAUAUACUCUGGUUUUCCUUAACAACCUAGUGCAAUCAAAACCUGAGCUAAAACUGAACUAAAUAAGUUUGAUUUUUGUGUGUGUGUGAGUUUCAUCUAACGUGUAAGAAACGUGUUAAUGAUGCAUGUUACCUUACAGUGACAUAAGGAUGUAUGCUACCUUAUUCUGAUACGAAUCUCCUUUACGAAAGAGUUCUACUCGUGGAAAACCGUUCAAAAAUAAAUUAUGAUUGCAGUGACCCUUUUCUCCAUGUUUUACUGACAGAAACAGGCUGCUUGUCAAAACAGUGUUUUAUAUCCCUAAAAUGAAGACAAAGGUGGAAAAUCAACCCGUUUUUAAAAGUGAAAUUAAUACUUUAUAUUCACCAAUUUUACAGGGACAGGCUGCUGUAAAAUUGUCUCAAGGCAGACAAAAACAUUGGAGAUAUGUGACGUUAUAUCGUUGAACCCUGAUGAACACCGUCCUUUAUUGUGUUUUCAUUCUAGACUUAUUGAUUUUCACGUUGUUGUUCAUUUUGGAUACGGGGAAAUGCCAUUGUGAAAUAAAAUGAUCUACAUGCGUUUUGAAAAUUAGCGUUGCCAAUUGUGUAUCUCUCUGGAGUAUAUAAAACG